Messenger RNA from Capsicum annuum, 1230 nucleotides. RefSeq lists its product as uncharacterized. The transcript is spliced from 4 exons. The coding region runs from base 386 to 1099 and encodes 237 amino acids. The record is from RefSeq and is a predicted model, not a curated record. Lineage: Eukaryota; Viridiplantae; Streptophyta; Magnoliopsida; Solanales; Solanaceae.
UUUUGUUAGAUUUCGGAAGAUUAUAUUAAGACAUUGAAACAACCUGCAAUCAUAAGAUGGAGAAAGUAGUAAAAAAAAAUUAGUAAUAUUUUGGAGUUAAAUUCCAUUUAUUUUUAACUUUUUGGUUAUGAAUUCUCUUUCUACUUUGAGUUAUUAGUGUGAAUAUGUUUGGUGUUGCUAUAAAAUUAUUAUCAAGCACUAAUCAUCUGCUUACUAGACUGAAGAAACCAAUGUAAUUUAAGUAUAUGUCAAUGUAUUUUAAUUAUUUUAUUUGCAUCAAGAUAUCAAAGUUUUUAUUAUUUAUAAUAUCCAGUAUUAGUUGAAGGCUCUAUUGGGGUUGGGGCAAUACUGCAUACCCAAAUCUUAGAUUCUUUGUCGAUUUGACAUGAUGUUGCAACCACCAAAGUCGCCACCGCCAUCAAGCGAAUCGAAAUACAGUGAGCCGUCGGUGAAGAAACAAAAGGUGAAUGAAGAGGAAGAUGCAGAAGGUGAAAAGCCACAGCUGCCAUCAUCACCACCACCAUCACAAGGUGAAAAUGAAAGUGAAUUCGACUCGAGCGAAUCGGAGAACUUCUUGAGCAGCGAAUCAGAUGCAGAUGAAGAAUCGAGCGAUUUUAAAACUUUGGAUCCAUUACCUAUGGAUGGAAGCCACAUCAAAUGCCACCAUUUUCUUCCCCACAAAGAUGUAGGGUAUUUUCCGAAUCCCGGGGAUAUAGAGUGCUGGAACAAGUAUGUGGACCAGAUCGAGGAGAGCGAGGGAUUUGACAUUAAAGAUUAUCCUAGUUCGGUUCCAUUCCGUUCCAUAACCCCGAUGUGGUACUACUUGGAAGAUCUCGAGAACGUUAAAUUGAUGAAGGGUUAUGCCGCACAGGCACUUGAACGGUACAACAAAAAACAUGGCACUACAUAUGAGGUCAAUGAGAUUAUCAGGGUUAACGAAGAUGGCUGUAGAGACGUAACUUACUAUAUAACCCUUUCGGUCAAGAAUGGCGAGUCGGAAUAUUUUCAAGUUAAGGUGGUGGACCGUCUACAUAAAUCUUUGAAGGUCCUUAUCGUCAGGCCAAGGGUGAAGGGUAGUGAUGGCAUAUCUUUGAUGUGAAGUGUGUGCCUCAAUGGUUUAGUUUCUAGUAACUGACAAUGGAUUAUCAAAGUCUAGUGUGAAAAGUAUAAAGAACUACUGUGGCUGACCUUUGUUAUAAUUUAUGGAAAAGAUUGCUCUUUUAAGUUAAA